This is a messenger RNA of Chenopodium quinoa (quinoa), 813 nucleotides long. RefSeq lists its product as uncharacterized. The record is from RefSeq and is a predicted model, not a curated record. The transcript is spliced from 3 exons. NCBI's taxonomy places the organism in Eukaryota, Viridiplantae, Streptophyta, Magnoliopsida, Caryophyllales, Amaranthaceae. Bases 206 to 595 code for a protein of 129 amino acids.
GACGAGCCAAUUUUGACUAGCCGUCUUCUAACUACGAAGUAUAAUCUAGUAAUCUACUUGCAUGUUUUUUUUAUUUUUACAUUCAUGCCGGAUAAGUUCUUGACAACUAAUCCCCAAAAUGCCCUUAAAAAAAUCCCCAAAAACCAAGAUUGAAGUGGAGAUUAAUUCUUGAUUUGGUCCUGUUGAGGAGGUUGUAGUAUUGCGAAUGGCUCGGGAGAAGGAUGGAAAGGAAGAGGAGAAGUACGUUUACAGAAUAAGCACCGCCAAAGAGUGGGAUGAUUUCCAGAGUAAUGGUCAUACUUUUGGUGCCGAUCUUGAUAAAUCUACUGCUUGCUUUCAUCUCAGCACUCUUUCUCAGGUACAACCAACCUUGCAAAGAUUUUUUACAGACACUGAUCAGGAGUUAUACCUGCUUCAAGUUGAUUCAGACAAGCUUGGGGAUGGAUUGAUAUAUGAGCUUGUGGAGGGAACCCAUUGGUUCCCACAUUUCUACGGGCCAUCACGUAGUUUUGCUCCUCUUCCUCUUGAUGCUGUCACAAGGGCAGAAAAGAUCACAUUCUCAAACGGCAAGUUCACUUGCAGUUUGCUUGAUUGAGAGGUUCUGCAAAGAGGGCAUUUUACAACUCAUUGCUAUCAGAACCUUCUGUUUAUUAGAUUAAGUUAUAUGAAUAUGAAUUUACUUUGAUCUCGUACUUGGUACUAUUUAUUUUAACUCUUCCCAGACACUUUCAAGAUCACUCCAUUCUGUAAAACUUCUUGCUAUUUGUAUUUCGGGGACAGCUUAUACUACACCUUUUUUUCAAGUAGAAACUA